Messenger RNA from Neltuma alba, 579 nucleotides. RefSeq names its product NDR1/HIN1-like protein 13. The record is from RefSeq and is a predicted model, not a curated record. Gene Ontology annotation, cellular component: plasma membrane. Lineage: Eukaryota; Viridiplantae; Streptophyta; Magnoliopsida; Fabales; Fabaceae. Gene Ontology annotation, biological process: defense response to other organism. Bases 1 to 579 code for a protein of 192 amino acids. The transcript has a single exon.
AUGGCCGACCGGGUUCGCUCACGCAACUCGCCUCACGUUCCCUACGAAUCCCAACUCACGGCGACGCAGGAACAUGCCGUACCGAGAAAGCCAACUCCGCCGGCGUCGGAGAAGCGCGUCCCGCCUUCGCCUGAUCAGGCCUACGUCAUCCAAAUCCCCAGGGACCAAGUCAUCCGCGUUCCUCCGUCAGAGAAUGCGCGCAGGAUGGAACAAUACGAUCGUCGGAAGAACCUCCGGAGUCCUUGCUGCUGCUUUCUCUGCUGGUUGAUGAGCCUUAUCCUCAUCAUCGGUAUCGCCGGCGGCGGCAUUCUCUACCUCCUUCAUCAUCUAAAAGCGCCCCGCUACACAGUUGACCGCAUUUCUAUUCACGGAAUGAAUCUCACUUCCACAGAGUCACAAGCGAUCUCGCCAGAGUUUGACAUCAUCCUUCGCGCCAAAAACCCGAAUAACAUCUUCGGGAUCUACUACGAGAAGGAUAGCACCGCGAAAGUGUACUACAAGGAGCUGAGGCUAGGUAGCGGCGCGUUACCAGCGUUUUACCAGCCGUCAAAUCAUGGAACGGCUUGCAAACGGCGUUAA